UCUGGUCACCUGAUGUGGUGAACACCUGGCUUACACUCGUUGGGUGUCAGAGCACAGCUCUCCAGUUUCCCAUUCUUGUCCAUAAUGAGCGCGCUCACCAGGUAGAUGGUUCCGACAUUUCUUAUGCAGCUGGUUUACCUCUCGUGUCGAGCCCGAACUACCCCCUCCAUCGGUCUAGUGCCGUCGGAGAAGUCAAUAUUCGAGUGUUUGUGGUCUCCGUCGUCCACAGCGUCGUGAUAUCUCUCACUGCAGGGCCCGUUGGCUUCCCUUGUUUACGUUCAGUGGAUAGGAGAAUUUGAAAAAUGCGUCACGGCUCCCCACCUGUUCGAGGCUCCUCGCCCAUGGUGGCUGCGUCAACGGCGUCACUGUCCUCUUCAGCUGGGGCGCAGGCAAACUUUUCAAGCUCAAGCCGUAUGGGAAGCACGGGACGGGCGGAGCAGAUUAUUCAAAACGUGUAUUCAAAAGUGGCUCAAGUCAUUGUUCAGGCGCGCGCUACUGAACACGCUCGAAGAUCUUUGUCGUCGGGCAGAAAGCUGAACAAAUGGUUCAAUUUGGAAACUUUGGAUAUUGAAAGUCUAAAGGAAGAACUGAAAUAUUGGCGGGCGCAUGCCAUAACGUCGCCACAACCUCCUCCACUCAUCAUCGACAUAUUCCUGGAUCUAUCAGCAUUGACAGCAAGUCAAGUUUUGAUGCUUCGUGACGAACUCACUCAACGCCGUCAGCGGAUUGGACACGAGCAUCUGCAAGCGGUAGAUCCAUCUACCGGCAUUUCUGGGCGCCACAAAUCGGUGCUUUUGGAAUCGUGGCAGUUGACGUUGUCACAUCCAAUAGCGUCACAGGCACCUGAGCUCCCCGUGGUCUAUAAAAAGUCUGUUGCUCUGUUCCGCUCAUUGUAUAGCUAUGUUCGGCUUCUGCCGGCAUAUCGAUUGUAUAGAAAGCUGCGAAGGCAAAAGGAUGGGAAUCUGGGCAUCGGCUACAGACUGUCAACCUCACGGGUAAUGCCAGUUGAUGAGGCAGGGCUUGAUCAACUCCACAGUAGCGGCGACAUGCGACGGGGCCUUUCAGAGUACAACUUUGGAUCCAUAGAUACCCCAUUUGGAGUGUUUAGUCUUCACGUUAAUUACCGGUUGGAAUGCGACUUUUCCGUUGAGGAUCCCGAGGCGGUGUUGGGCACCCGCCUUGGAGAUAUGGACGAGCACUACUUUUCUCCCCGAUCGUUGGACCGAGCCCGUGAUAUUGGAAGUGGACCUUUGUUAUUACAGCAAGCUCGCCGCAGCAGUUCUUCAUCGAGUCGUCGCGGGGUUAUUCAUCAGAAUGAUGACAUGACUAGAACAAGUUCUGCUGGUUCGUUGCCGCGGCGGACGAGUCGUUAUGGAUCACAAACGUCGGUGCACUCACAGGACGGAUUUCAUACUGGGAGAGAUUAUGGUAGGGGAGGCGUCCCUCCAGUCAAUAUUCCGCCGGGAUCAUUACCGACUCGUGUAGGACAUCGCCAUUCGUAUUCGACAGCGUCAACUUCAUCGUCACCGGGAGUUUUCCAGUUCCAAAGGACAGGGACUCCCUCUCCUUCUUCCCAUCACUCAUCCAGCCAGCAACAUCUGAUGGAUCGCAGACAGUCAUGGCAAGUAUCACCGGCUUCUAACCCAUCUGUGGCCGCGUUCACUCCCCCAUCUGCUGCGUUCAGCAUGGGAGGUCGUCAGGAUUUUGAGAAUGCUCGCUUUAAUGAACCGCCACCGUUUUCGGCAAACACGGAUGUUGCGGAACCCCAGGUGGUACCAGAGAUUCUCACGGCUGAUGUAAUUCCGUUUACCUCUCAUAGUCCGCCGUUUGAUAUGCAGUUAUCUAACAAGACUCAUGCGAAAUCCGUACUUGCCCAUCGUGCCAGCUUCUCUGUUUCGCGUUCAGCAUCACCGGUAUCCACGGAUCUGGCGCGUCGUCCAUCCGUAACUUUCCCGACCGCUUCUGUCCCCUUCAAAGCCGAUAUUUCGCAUUCACCGCCUUCCUUUUUUACUCCUAACUCUUCAUCACUCGGCCGUCCGCUCCCGGCCGGAUAUAAGCUUUCUCCUCCGCCGUUGGCAAACUUGAGUUCUGGGAGUGGGUCCAGUGCAAUGGAACUCGGUGAAUUCUUCCGGACGCUUGAACUCGGUCGGCGCUCUCUGAGAAUCUCCGAUACGCCAAGCGGUGAGGGUACCGCUUACGGAGUAGACAACUGCGGUCCUGGAGGGCAUGAAGGAUCAAUUAUGAAUGCGGCCGAUUCUUCUUUAGCCAGACUAUCCAGAACAAAGCUGGUACUGGCUCGGUAUCGAGAGUUAAAUGAACUUAAUGCGGCCUUUUCGAAUUCUCUUUCAGAAUUCAUUGCAUCCGAAGAACUUGACGGUCCGUCGGAGAUGGGCGAAUCACAUCCGCAGGCAGUAGUCGAAACCAUCUCACCGAGCAAUGCAGAUCCCACGGAUCUUGUACUAUCUCCUCGGCCAUUGGAUGCCAUAGAGGAUUCAAGAAGAUUGGAACAACAUGACGACGCGGAAUAUCCCGUUCUGGACACAGAAAGCUUCGCGUUUGAUGAGGCCAUCGAUCGCCCUCGUGUAGGACGAGCAAAUUAUCCAAAUUCCUUGCCUAAUCACCUUCAGCCCGUUUCUCACCAACACCACCUUGAUCCCACAAGUAGCACACCGAUUGCGAUGCCUCGAGACCACUUGUCUGGCGGGAGCCCUUUUAUGAGGAGAGAGCACAAUGAUUCGCACGGAGCUGCGCAUUUGCGACGGCGGUCGGUCGCCACCCUCCUUCCCGACCACGAUCUUGAUAAACACCCAGGUCGUCCUCCGGAUCGGAUGUCUCCCGAUCCUCCGAUCGCGUCUCCGACACCGAGAACUCGGGAUUGGAUCCAUUCAACUGAAUCGUCGCAUCAUGUCUCUCGACCCAGUAUGCAUUUAUCACCGGGUUGGUCAGGAGGGCAGCGGGAUCCUGCAUUCCCUUAUGGGAUGAUACAGCAGGAGUUGACCUCAACUCGCCUUUCUAAUCCCAGUCAUGAAUCUAGUGAGGAGGACGAGGAGUUACUGUUUAACAUGAGCGGAUUAGAUCUAUGUGAUAGUAGGGAGUGUAUGUAAAUUCAGGAGAUUACCGGGUGGGUGAUGGGAAAUCUAAUAAAGUGUAUAUAUCCUGCAAUACAUGACUAUGUACAAAUGGA
Molecule: messenger RNA, 3184 nt
Organism: Spizellomyces punctatus DAOM BR117
Lineage: Eukaryota; Fungi; Chytridiomycota; Chytridiomycetes; Spizellomycetales; Spizellomycetaceae
Exons: 8
Coding region: 303-3104 (933 amino acids)
Biological process (GO): piecemeal microautophagy of the nucleus; protein localization to phagophore assembly site; mitophagy
Cellular component (GO): Atg1/ULK1 kinase complex; phagophore assembly site; cytosol
Source: RefSeq, a predicted model, not a curated record